Messenger RNA from Mycetomoellerius zeteki, 1308 nucleotides. It is a transcript of the gene spict, whose product is annotated as magnesium transporter spict. The record is from RefSeq and is a predicted model, not a curated record. Gene Ontology annotation, biological process: magnesium ion transport. Gene Ontology annotation, cellular component: membrane. The coding region runs from base 173 to 1273 and encodes 366 amino acids. Lineage: Eukaryota; Metazoa; Arthropoda; Insecta; Hymenoptera; Formicidae. Gene Ontology annotation, molecular function: magnesium ion transmembrane transporter activity. The transcript is spliced from 4 exons.
AACGCAGCCACUGGUAAUAAGAAGACAUUAGAAAAUGUAUUUAUAUGCAUAUACAUGCAUAUCAGAAUAUGUGAACAAUUUUGUAGUCAUUUUGAUACUUUGCCGAAUGUAAUCGGCUAAAAAUGAUAUAAAUAACUGAAUGGAAAUCAAUAUCGAUUUGAUAGAGUGAGACAUGAGUUCUGUCCCAGAAAUGACCAACGAUGAUACACAUUACAAUACGACAAAUUUUUAUAUCGGUUUAGGACUAGCAAUUGCUUCUAGUGUUUUUAUAGGUGCCAGUUUUAUCAUAAAAAAAAAGGCUUUAAUCCAACUCCAAAAGUACGGUGGACUGCGUGCAUCAUCUGGUGGUUUUGGCUAUUUAAAAGAAUGGAUGUGGUGGGCUGGUCUUUUGUCUAUGGGCAUAGGAGAAGCAGCAAACUUUGUUGCAUAUGCAUUUGCACCAGCGUCGCUUGUAACACCAUUGGGAGCUUUAAGCGUUCUAGUAUCAGCGGUAUUAGCAUCCAGAUAUCUUAAUGAAAAACUAAAUCUUUUGGGAAAGAUGGGUUGCUUGUUAUGUAUUUUAGGUUCCAUAGUAAUAAUAUUACAUUCACCGAAAGAAGAGGAGAUCAGCAAUCUAAGCGAACUGGUUAUUAAAAUAAGAGAACCGGGUUAUAUGUUGUAUGUUUUAAUCGUAGUAAUGUCUACCUUGUCCAUUAUCUUCCACUUUGGUCCAGCAUAUGGCAAGCAAAAUAUCUUAAUAUAUAUUUGUUUGUGCUCAUCUGUUGGCUCUUUGACCGUCAUGAGUUGCAAAGGCUUGGGCUUGGCAUUGAAGGAGACUAUCUCUGGUGGGAAGAACGCAUUUGCCAAUUGGCUAACAUGGGUCUUUAUAUUUAGUGUUAUCCUCUGCAUCAUGAUACAGAUGAAUUAUCUGAAUAAAUCACUGGACUUGUUCGACACAUCUAUCGUGACACCAGUUUAUUACGUUUUCUUUACAACUCUAGUGAUAAUAGCAUCCGCGAUUUUAUUCAGGGAAUGGACAAAGAUGAGCAUGGAAAAUAUCCUAGGUGCCUCUUGCGGCUUUCUCAUAGUUAUAAUUGCCAUAUUCUUAUUGAACGCUUUUAAAGAAAUAGAUAUACAUUAUGGGAAUAUCAGGCACAUGUUGAAGCCCAAAAGAGAAAUGCUUUUGAGUUAUAAUUCAAGAUGGGACGAUCAAGGGGGAGCGAACACUAGAGUGGAGUCUCAGCAUUUGCUUAAUCAUACUUAUGUGAAUUCAGAUCUCACUAGGACUGUUUAAAAAUUAUAUUUAUAGAAACGCAUGUAACCUCCAUU